This is a messenger RNA of Panicum virgatum (switchgrass), 942 nucleotides long. Its product is annotated as PHD finger-like domain-containing protein 5A. The transcript has 2 exons. The record is from RefSeq and is a predicted model, not a curated record. Bases 258 to 590 code for a protein of 110 amino acids. Lineage: Eukaryota; Viridiplantae; Streptophyta; Magnoliopsida; Poales; Poaceae. Gene Ontology annotation, cellular component: catalytic step 2 spliceosome; U2 snRNP; U12-type spliceosomal complex. Gene Ontology annotation, biological process: mRNA splicing, via spliceosome.
GGAUGGACGCCGCGCAGGGUCAUCCAACUUCAGAGUCUUCUUCCAGUUUGUAACCCAUCGAUUCCGUCAGAAGUGAUUGGCUUUGCUGAAGGCACAGAUACCAUCUUCUUGGAGACGGAAGUUGGCGUUUUCACAUUGGAGAUCAUAUCAGGCAAGACGAGGAAGGUAGGCGAGACAGGUGGCUACUACGCUAUCCUACCCUACAUGAGCUUCUGUGCUCCAGGCACUCCUGUGGUCCAGGUUAGCAUCUGACAGCCAUGGCGAAGCACCAUCCUGACCUGAUCAUGUGCCGGAAGCAGCCUGGCAUCGCCAUCGGGCGGCUGUGCGAGAAGUGCGACGGCAAGUGUGUCAUCUGUGACUCAUACGUGCGGCCAUGCACGUUGGUCCGCGUCUGCGAUGAGUGCAACUACGGGUCGUUCCAAGGGCGUUGCGUCAUCUGCGGUGGCGUGGGCAUCUCGGACGCCUACUACUGCAAAGAGUGCACGCAGCAGGAGAAGGACCGGGACGGGUGCCCCAAGAUAGUCAACCUCGGUAGCGCCAAGACUGAUCUGUUCUACGAGCGCAAGAAGUAUGGGUUCAAGAAGAGGUGAUGGGAGAAGCUAUUGCUUUCAGGUUCUCUUGGCCUCUUGAUGAGUUGUGUUCGUCGAUACUGGGAGUUGGAUGUAGUGGCAACAGUUUGCUUUUCACAUUAUGUUAAUGGUGAAGAAUGGCGCCAUGAAAUUUGAACUGAGGUGUGCCUUUUCUUUCCUUAAUUUGCAUCUGAUUUUGGCUAGCUGAUGUAAAAUUAGCGACUUGCAGUUGAGCAUGCCUGAUCUGUCUGACACAGCGCUAUCUAUCAGCUUGGGAACAAAAUGAUUAGUGAAUGAGAAUAUGGGCUCGGAAUGUACCAUGUUUAUAUGUCCAGAAACUGUAGCGAGAAGGAAGUUUGGCAGUCAAGAAUGA